UUAAUGACAGUUUCACGCUAAAUUCAACGACUCGACUGGACAAAAAGAAUUUCUAACGUGCAUGAGUAUUCUUAAAAAAGUAUCUGGAGGUUAAAGAUCCGCUGCGACCGAUAUCAGAUAUCGCGUGGAUCGAUGCAUGCAUGGAUAUAAAGGAGGAGCCAAUAUACGAGAUCAUCGCCGUGUAUCCCGUGGAUUAUACGAUGGACGCGACGAUAGGGUCGAACGGCAUAAUGGAGUCUUGCAUCGAUAAGUUUCCGCCACCGCAAAAGACGACGGUCACGAGGUCCGAGAAAAUACGUCGGACCUUGGCCGAAAAGCGCAAGAGAACCUGGCACCAGAAGAACUUUCCCUGUCCAUUUUGCCCGAGUGGAUUUGCCCAGAAAUCGUCGCUCAGGCGACACUUGAAGCGCGAGUGUGGGCAGGAGCCACGCUUCAAUUGUCCUUAUUGUAAAUAUAAAUCCAAGUGGCAGAACGAUGUCGGGAAGCACGUGAGGUACCAACACAAGGACAACCGCGUGCAUUUCGUCCAGUUGUACUGAUUCCUUUCGCUCAAUUGCCAUAUUCCCCCAUUAUUUACAUUAUUUAUCCAUUGGUAUUCCGUAAGACGUUGUCCAAUGAUUAUU
This is a messenger RNA of Ceratosolen solmsi marchali, 623 nucleotides long. Its product is annotated as zinc finger protein 711-like. Lineage: Eukaryota; Metazoa; Arthropoda; Insecta; Hymenoptera; Agaonidae. The record is from RefSeq and is a predicted model, not a curated record. The transcript has 2 exons. The coding region runs from base 141 to 539 and encodes 132 amino acids.